AUCUCUGCUUCCUCACCUCAGCACCAAUCAGCCACACACAGCGACAGGAGAGACGGACCGAGCAAACACUCGGCAGCUACACAAUACAUCCCAGACCAGGAGGAAACACCUCACCUUCGACUUCCAGCGCUGAGCUACCCUGCCUGCCGUUUUUUAUUCCCCUUCAAUCCCACUUCUUUUCUUUUAUUACUUUUCUUUAUGUACAAACAAUAAAAGGGGCUUUGCUUCGAAAGCUCUGUGUGUCUUCGCAUAUCUUGUAUUCUAUUUUCGCGUCGUCGUGCAGUAAUGUGUUGCUCUGUGUUGGCAGACUGGUAGCGUCUGGAUUCCCUUUUCGUCAGGAACCUGUAUCUGAGAAGAUAUAUGAUGAAGAUGGUACAUUAUUGUUUGUAACCAGCAUCAGAUUGACAAAGGUGGAAUAAAAUCAUAUACUUUAUUGUUACAUCACCAAAUAAUUACAGCAAUGUCUAAUAUAAACAAUCCUCUUUGUGUUGAAAAUGGACAAAGCGCUGAGCCUUCUAUAUUACAAAAGGAUAAUAUACAGGGAAGUGGAUUAAACCCAGUUUUGGAUUAUAAUGCAGAAAUGGAAAGGUACAGAUCUUUUGCAAACUUUUACAAAACAAAUGGGGCAUUUCCACAGACUGCAAAGAUUGCUCGUAUAACAACACCAAUUUUUCCCAGCGCCAGAAUUGGUGUGUCCCCAUGGAACUGUGAUAACGCUAUGCUCUGGGGAAGGAAAUCAGCAGCAAUAAACUCUAAUAGGACCAGCAUGCAUAGAAGUGAUUCCCAGAGGCCAGGGAAGCCUGGCGUGCCGCCAGAGACGUUGCAAAUGGCAAAUAAUAAUUUCCUCACUACCUUAUCCCCUGAACACUGCAGACCUUUAGCAGGAGAAUGCAUGAACAAGCUGAAAUGCGGCGCUGCUGAAGCAGAGAUAAUGAAUCUCCCAGAACGCAUUGGAACUUUUUCCGCUAUUCCGGCUUUAGGGGGCAUCUCAUUACCUCCAGGGGUCAUCGUCAUGACAGCCCUUCACUCCCCCGCAGCCUCAGCAGCCGUUACAGACAGUGCGUUUCAAAUUGCCAAUCUGGCAGACUGCCCACAGAAUAAUUCCACGGGAUCCAACGGAAACCCUGCAAAGAAGAAAAGGAAAAGGUGUGGGGUCUGUGCACCCUGCAGGAGGCUAAUCAACUGUGGGGUUUGCAGUAGUUGUCGGAAUCGCAAAACUGGCCACCAGAUCUGCAAAUUUAGGAAAUGUGAAGAGUUGAAGAAAAAGCCUGGCACGUCACUGGAGCGAACGCCUGUCACUGGUGGAGAAGCAUUCAGAUGGUUCUUUUAGAUGCUGACUACCACAUUAUCAGGUCAGCCUGCAGUGAGCGAGGUAACAAGUAUGACUGUCACAAGAAGCACCUUGAAAUCCAAGUCCAGCUUUGAAGAAAAAGAAAAAAAAACUAUGGUGAUGGUAUUGGUUUAACUCUGUAAUUUCCUUUCCCCGUGUGAUAAUGUACCUUUUAACCGUAUCAUAAUGUAUAUUUUUGAUGUCAAUUAAUGUGUUUCAGUGUUGUGACGGGCUCAAAAGACAAUCAUAACAGAGUGAUUAAGAGUCCAUGAGGAUAAAUAUCUGCAUACAUACAACACAAUAAACAUUAGAUUUGAAGCAAUAAUCUUUGGGUUAAUUCAUAUUCUGCAGUUUUGUUUUGUUUUUUUUUUUUUUUUUUUUAUUUCAUUUUACAUACAAUAUGUGUAUGUGGCUCUUACAUUUUAAGUUAUUCAAACAGCGGGGUUUAUUUUAUUAAGGUACUUCAUUUUCAAGAAUCCAGAAGUCACACAUAAAAAGGUAACCAAGGAUAUCAAAUGUGUUUAGUUUUCUUUGCCUAGUUGCUGAACAGGGCACAUUGUCUUGAGUAAUGAGUUGUGCCUCUGCAGAAGUACAUUUUACAAAAUGUGUUUUUUCUUAACACAACUUGCAGUGACAAAGUAAAAAAAAAAAAAAAGGUAUUGUAUUAAUUCAAUAGGCAUGUAUAGAGGGGAAGAACAAUGUUGAGAAAUGUUUUAAUUAAGUUUGAUGGUUGAAUGCAUUCAUUUACAAAAUCAGAUGUACAAAAUUUGAGGUGAUGGUGUGGCUCAACCCAGUACUGUAGUUAUAAUUAGGCUUGCUACUUUUUGAUAUUAAUCGGUAAAGCUCGGUAAACAUUGAA
Messenger RNA from Polyodon spathula (Mississippi paddlefish), 2189 nucleotides. RefSeq names its product CXXC-type zinc finger protein 4-like. Gene Ontology annotation, molecular function: methyl-CpG binding; zinc ion binding. Gene Ontology annotation, cellular component: nucleus. The transcript is spliced from 3 exons. NCBI's taxonomy places the organism in Eukaryota, Metazoa, Chordata, Actinopteri, Acipenseriformes, Polyodontidae. The record is from RefSeq and is a predicted model, not a curated record. Bases 461 to 1330 code for a protein of 289 amino acids.